Molecule: messenger RNA, 150 nt
Organism: Loa loa (African eye worm)
Lineage: Eukaryota; Metazoa; Nematoda; Chromadorea; Rhabditida; Onchocercidae
Exons: 2
Coding region: 1-150 (49 amino acids)
Source: RefSeq, a predicted model, not a curated record
AUGCCUAUGAUGCAAAGUGGGUUAUUUAGAUUUGUUUUGAUCGGACCAGAUAACGUCAUCAAGAAAUGGAUUGUUGAUUUCAAGGUGACAUCACCGGUUAUUGCCCAAACGGGUGAAGGUAAUGUAGAUGAUGACAAUGAAAGAUUCUGA